AUGAAAACUGUUGUUAAUUCUAAUCUUCCUUUAAUUUCAAACAGUUUUGUCACAUGUUAUUCGGAUUAUUUGAUUAUUCAUUUAUAUUAUUUUCCAUUUGGUAAUAAAAAAAUAAAAUAUCGUAACAUUCGUUCAUGCGAAUUUCGUUCAACUAAUGAUAUUGGUAUGUUCGAGUACAAAUUAUGGGGAAUGUCACUCUCACCUAUUUGGUGGCAUUGUGAUAUGAACCGUUUAGCACGAAAACAUUAUAUAUUAUUGGAUGCAAAUCAAUGGCCUUUAAUCGGUAUUACAAUGGACGAUAAUGAGAUUAUUAAUGUCUAUAAUUUAAUUAGGCAGAAAAUGAAUUGCAAUCCAUCGAAUAUUUAUGCGGAAAAACUACCUUAUAAUACUCUGAAAACCAUGUCCGAAAAAGAAAUUGAACAUCAACAAUCACUUCGGAAUAUCCAAACAAAAUAA
Messenger RNA from Rotaria sp. Silwood1, 456 nucleotides. Lineage: Eukaryota; Metazoa; Rotifera; Eurotatoria; Philodinida; Philodinidae. The record is from the annotation of a GenBank genome assembly.